Prorocentrum cordatum is the source of this 1397-nucleotide messenger RNA. The record is from the annotation of a GenBank genome assembly. Lineage: Eukaryota; Dinophyceae; Prorocentrales; Prorocentraceae.
GUGACCCCCGACCUUCUGUGACCAUGGCCACUACUGCGGAGCUCAUGCGGAUAUGUGCCCCGUUGUACCCGUCCAUCGCCCUAGAGAGUGCGGCGAACUUCGGGCUGUUUCUAUUCUUCUCGUAUCUGUCCAUCCUCAUCUCCACGAAGCAGCAGGUGAAGACGCCCGCGAGGGCGAUUUGUCGGAUGCUAUGGAGCAGCCUGAAGGAGUGGGCGGAGGACACCUGGAGGGUCUUGCGCAGGUGGCCUCACAUGCACGAGAUGGAGCUCGGCCAACGCUUCCGCUAUUGCCGGAGGCUCAACGCGACCAUUUGUCGAUUGUCGGCUGGCAUUGCGCUCAUUACGAUCACCCGUUGGUUCCACAUCAACAACGUGAACGGUUUCCGCUACCUCGGGUAUGCCCUCACUUGCCCCCUGAUGCAGGCCGAGCUCGUGCUGCUCAUCGCGCCGCACAUCCCGUGCUACAGGCUGUUGGCGGUCUUCUCGUGCCUCAUCACUUUCGGCAUGCUACUCACCGGCUACGUUGCGUCUCAGUUCGAGGGGCCGAUGUGGAAGAACGAUUUUGAAACCUUCUAUGACGAAGCCCUGGAAGGUAACCUCGAGAGUCUGACCACAAAGGGCUGGUGGUUGAUGCCGAGCACGGUGAUUUUGUGUUUCCUCUCUUUUGUGCAGAUCCCAAUUCUUGGCCUUGUGUACUAUUGCAGCGGCGGCUCGAAGAAUGAAGACCUGCCGAAAGGCUACCCUAAGCUCCUGAUGAUCACGUCUCUCUCUUGGUUGGGCUUCCCCGUCUGGUGGUACUUGUCGUACGAAGGGGCAAGCAUUAUCACGGAGUCUAGGUGGAAUGCCGUAGGUUUUGUGUGCCUGAACAUGACCAGCAAGGGCGGUUUCACUUUGCAGAUGCUCAGCAUGGUCAAGGCGUGGAAGCGCCAGCAGGCCCAGAAGCCAAAGCCCCCCCCGGUGUCUGCCAGCGCGGUGCCGAAGCUCCAGCUUCCCAUGGGCGGGGUGCCGAACGGCCGAAGGGGCAGCAACGCGACGCUGCCCGACCUGGACCCCCCUGCGGUGCGGGAGGCCCCCGCGGUGCGAAACGCCAAGAGGAACCAGACGGGGCAGUCGCUGCAGUGGUUCGUCGACGCCAUGAAGAAGUGGGAGCCCGAGGAGGCGAACCCCCCGACCUCGACCGCGCAGGAGGCGGACAAGGGCCCCCCCGGCGAGGUCGAGACGGUGGUGAUCACGGACCCGCGCCAGCUGGACGACGAGCAGCUCAUGCGGGAGCUGGGGAAGCGCCUGGCCGCGCACGGCGCGUGCGGCAAGGGGACGCCGAGGACGUCGCUGAACGCCUCCAUCCGCAAGGCGUGCACCAAGAUCCUCGAGGCCGACGAGAGCGACGACGACGAGUGA